UAUGGUCAGCGAUCAAUUGUGCUUCAGCAAAAUUUCAUUGACUUGCGUGUAAUCUUACUUACAUUGACUUUGCACGUAAGUCAAUGAAUGGACUCAAUUCAACGAACUAAGAUUUUUCUUCUUCUUGGAUUAUUUGGAUUUACACGCACCGCAGCGAUAUUUUGUCUCAAUUCAGGAAUACUUACGUAGACGAUUGGAUUUAUUCAGAGAAGUUUUACUUUCAGAAUGAGAGAUCGUUUAGGGUCGUUGAAAAGGAAUGAGGAAGAUGAUGUGGGCCCAGAGGUCGCGGUCAAUGUGGAGUCAGAGAAGUUCAUGGAAGAGUUCUUUGAACAGGUGGAAGAGGUGAGAAAUAAUAUUGACAAGAUCUCUAAGAAUGUGGAUGAAGUAAAGAAGAAGCACAGUGAUAUCCUGUCAGCACCACAAGCAGAUGAAAAAGUCAAAGAUGAAUUGGAGGAGUUGAUGAGUGACAUCAAGAAAACAGCAAACAAAGUCAGAGCAAAAUUAAAGAUGAUGGAGCAAAGCAUUGAGCAGGAGGAGAGUUCCAAGAUGAACUCAGCGGAUGUAAGGAUAAGAAAGACACAGCACUCAACAUUAUCACGUAAAUUUGUAGAGGUGAUGACAGAUUACAACAGUACACAAACAGACUACAGAGAGAGGUGCAAGGGGCGUAUCCAGAGACAACUAGAAAUCACUGGUAAAUCCACAACAGAUGCAGAAUUGGAAGACAUGUUGGAGAGUGGGAAUCCUGCUAUCUUUACAUCAGGGAUUAUCAUGGAUACACAACAGGCCAAACAGACUCUAAGAGACAUCGAAGCACGACACAAUGAUAUCAUCAAGUUAGAAACUAGCAUCAGAGAAUUACAUGACAUGUUUAUGGACAUGGCAAUGUUGGUUGAAAGUCAGGGUGAAAUGAUUGAUAGGAUUGAAUAUAAUGUAGAACAGUCUGUGGACUACGUGGAGACCGCCAAAAUGGACACAAAAAAGGCAGUGAAGUACCAAAGUAAAGCAAGACGGAAAAAGAUCAUGAUUUUGAUAUGCUGUGCUGUACUCAUUACCAUAGUAGUCAUAAUCGUUAUCACACAAAUUAAGUAAUAUCUGCACUUCAAAACGCAUUAGAUCACUCGGAAGUUUUAAUACAACAGAAAAGUCCUGUCCAAAGAGGCAAACGCAAAGAGUGUGGAAUUCGCGAUGUUUGAAAAUUGAUGUCAGCCAGUUCGAUUGCAAGGGGAAAGAAGAGAAAAAAAUCUUGAACUGAAAAGUCUAGUAAGAUCUGGUCAAGAGAGAAAUCUUGUUUCAACUGAUACUGUUUCAUCGGACUAUUGCAUAGAGACUGUCACUUUGAAUGAUCCCAUAGCAGAAAAAGGGUGUUAUGUGUGAACGGAUUGUGAGAUUGUAGAGCUAUUGUGAACAGACCUUUGUAAUGUGAUGAAGCACAUGUCUGCUUGAUACAUGAACGAGUUGUGAUAGCUUGAAAAGUUUUGUCUUUAUGUUGUUUGCGUAUCGGUGCAGCAUUAUUUGCUUGGUCUGCGGUGUUAUGACAAUGUGUCAUCAUUUGGCUACAAAUCUUUUGGAAAAAAUUCCAACAUAAUGUCUGUGAAUGAGUUUCAGCGACAUAUUUAGUUCUUUAACUGUACUUGCAUUGUGCUUUCAAGUGAAAGCCAUAGAUGCAGUACAUUCUUGUAGUGAGGCUAGCUUGGAACUGUUUUUAUAUGGAAGUUGUUGCUUGUAUUUCAUUGGGGAAUUCUUUUCAGAGUGUGUUUCACUUCAGAAGGGUUGUCGUAGAGUUUGGAUAUAUUGGUACUGAUUUUGAUGUGAAUGGAAAUUUCCGGAGGAUUGUAUUUAUCGUGGAAUCUAUUUAAUCAUGUAUUUAACAGUAGUAUCGUCCUCUCUGUCACCAGACUUCAAAGUCAACCACAUGAAGGUUAUUCAAGCAACCUGAUAAAUGCUGUCUAAAAAUUUAGGAUGGAUUUGAAUCCAAGAUCAUUUCAUUUUUGUUCCUUGAAGAAACAUUCCUUAUGUACUGUUAGAGAUGUGUACUUUUAAUACUACCCAUAGCUUAGCUUGAUAAUUUGUAAAUAAAACAAUGUGCUUGUAUGAUCAGCUAUAAUUUUGCAGUGAUAUUUGUGUAUCUCAGCUGUAAGUCGUUGUCCUGACUCACACGCAAUAUGCAAAGUAUCUGUUUGACAUAUUCGAGAAAGAAUUGAUUUUAGAGAUUGAAUUUAAAAGUAAAUGUAGGUGACUGGUCAGAACCAAUUUCCUCAUGUUUUUCACAACCAUUUUAGUUUAAAAUUCAACAAGAAGAUGUAUAGUGAUCUCAUAGAUAGUUUUAUAAUAGUAACCUUAUGGUGGUAGGAUGACUGAAAAGGGGUGAAAUUGUAAUAAUUUGUAUAAAGAUCUGCAGAUCUACAAUAGUAUGUGGUGUAUUAAAGUCAAAGGUAAUGUUUGGAGAUCUCCAUGCAAAGAUCUUAAGGUAAACAGAAUACUUGUUUUUGUAUUGAUUUAUAGUGCUAUCCAUGAAAAGUUUGUACACUUUUUCAGAUUAUACUGUACAAUAAUAGUCUUGUCUUUCACUUAUGAUUGUUUAAAGAAAUAUUUCUUUUAAGUACAGAUGAGUACAUAGAUAAUAAAGACUUGAAACACUGAUGAUCCAUAGGACCUCUUCUGUUUUAAUAAAUACAUUACUGCAUGUUUAUCCCUACCUCAAAAUAAUAGAGUUAUGAAGGAACCCAUAAAAUUGAACUUUUUCAUAGAAAAUAGAUUAUUAAUCAAAGUGUACAGAUAAUUUUAAACUUUUAAUUGACAAACAUUGAUUUCCAUUAAGAAUCACAUUUGAUCACCUGAUCAUGCUUGUCACCUGACCAGAGAUCUGAAGAUUGCAAAUUGGAUUGGAGUUUGUUUGAUAUCUAGUGACAGGAAUAGUAUUAUUGAUCCUUUGUUAAAACACAUAUUUUUCUAGAUAAGACCAGUUAGGGGUUUCAUAAAGCUGAAGUUACAAGCGACUUCACAAACGACUGGUGAUCCUUCUGUAGGAAUUACAUCAACACCGAUGAAAAUCUGGUGGGUAUCAUUUACCACAAGAAAGGAUCACCAGUCGUUCGUUACAACCAACGAACAGCUUUUUGAAACACCCACCAUGGGGUUGUUUGGUAAAAGAGCUAAGUGUUUCUUAGAGUCAUGCUUUAACACCAACACGCACAUAUUAUUUAACAAGUUAUCUGAUUGAUGGAGACGCAGUAAUGCACAUCCUGUACGCAUGAUCUGACCAAUUUGGUGAUGCAACUGGAAAUUUAAGUAUGAAUCUAGGUCACACCCUAUUUGUGAAACAUUUCCUUGGAUUAAUUUUUUUUUUUUACAGAAGAAAAAUAUUGCAUUAGUCCGCUCAUUCAUGAGAUAAUACUCUCAGUAAUUCAGCAGUAUGGAUCAAGGAAAGUUUAAUAUAUCUGAGUCAUACCACUACCCUUCCCCCAAAAAAUGCUUGCAAUAUUUAUUAAAGUGAAAGGUUAUUUGAAUCUAAGCAAAAACAUCAGUUUUUUUCUUUUUGUUAAAAAUCAACCAUGAUCUAAUGCGUAGGCAUAGAAUGUAGAUAUUUGUAGGAUACCAUUGGAGGUAUAUAUAGCUCAGUUGAUUGAUAUUUUAUACAUGUGAAAAGAAUAGAAAAAAAUUAUUCCUUGUAAAUAUGGCUCUUAUAUGACAAACUAUCAUACAUACCUGUAGCUAUUAUACAGAAUAUUUGUACAUGUAGUAUAGAUGGCAAAGAAGAGAAUAGAAUAUAAAUCAUGUUGAUCGCAACGAAGGAGAAAAUAAUGAAGAUAUUUGAGUUAUUGCUUUGAUGUAAAGAUGUACAGAGUACAAUUAAUGUAAUGAAUGAGUAAUGACAUGUUUAUAACUACAUCGAUACUACCUAUAUUCUACUGAUAAAAAGAAUGUACAUUGUUAUUCAUUGUUUAGUAAUAAUUGAUUGAGAAAAAAUUGACACAAAAUACUAUUUAUUCUGUAUUUAUGUAAACUAUAAACAUGUAUUUGUAAAAGGUGAUGGUGUGAUUUUAUCUACUAACUUCAUUUCAGUCUAGACAAAAAAAAUGUUAAAUUUGAUUUUAUUUGACUUAAAGGUUUUUAACGGUAGAAUCAGAUAGCUUCUGUAUCAGAAUGCAAAAAAAGUUAAGAGUAAAUAUUAUUAUGAAUGUAGAAUAAAAUGGUUAAAACAUGUUUAUCACUGUAUAAAGAUGUUUAGCUAUUGAUAUGGGGAAAUUAUUUUUGCUUCCAAUAUGGCUUCAGCUAUACAUAUUUCUGAUACACUAAAACAAAGUACCUAAAGUUUAGCAAAUUGAAUUAUUCAUUCUUUUGGGAAAUGUAAAGAAAAAAAUAGAUUUUUAUUUUAAUAAUAUUUCCUUAUGUUGUUUGUCUUUAUGAGGCGCUUUUGAAGAAAAAAAUCCUUAUUGUGGGAUAAUUUUAUAGUGCCCUCUUAAUGUCCAUCAGUAUUCGGAUAAUUUUGUGUGUGAUGCAUCAGGGUGGGGGUACCAAAAUAUGAUGCUAUUCUGGUCCUUGCAUCAUAAAAUACAUUCAAUGAAAUAAUUUAUUGUAAUUGUAAACAUCUGUGCCAAACCAAGCAUCAAAUAUUUACAAUUGAUAGUAAAUAUUGUAUUUCAACAAAAAAAGAGGAUUUUGGUCAGAAAUUUUGAUGUCUAAAAAACUGCUUAAAUAGUGAUGAUACCAUGGACCUAUUCUGCCAUGGUCAUAUCAGAUCCCAACUCUCUCUCUGGUUAUAGAUGUUCACAAUGAGACUGACGUGUUGGGGCCUUGUGAGGGCACUGUUUAGCAUCCACUCUCAGAUCCAUAUUUAUAAGUAAAAUCAGCUGCAUUCACGAUAGUUACAAAAAGCAAAGUUCAUGACAUGAAGAAAGUAAUGCAUUAAACCCUACCAAAUAUUUAUUGCUUUAAUAGUAUGAAAACUUAACAAAAAGGGGAAAAUCCAUAGUGAAUUCAACAUGUCUUUAGAUAGGGAAGUGUACAUGGGUAUUUUGCUUAUAAAAGUGAACAAAGAAGGGAAAAUAAAUUUUUAUUGUAAAUAAACUGAAAUUAAAUUGAUUCCUUUCAAUAUAAUUUAGGUUUGGAUUUUGUUGAUAAAAUGCUUUGCGCUGUUAUACACAUGCUUUCUUAAUUGAAGAGCAUUUUUAUGCAUACAAUUCUUUCCAAAAAGAACUUUUUUUCUCCUCUAGUCAAUAUAUAUGUAGGUAAAUGUCAAUAAUGUUUGAUAUAGUAUCAGCGAUAUUUCUCUGUAGUAUUCAUAGUGUAAAAAUGCAUUUUUAUUUAUGUGCUUUUAACUACAUUUUCAUGGACAUGGAGAGUUAAGAGCAAUAUGUUCAGAUAGCAUCUAAUUGUUUACUACAAAAAGCUGAAGAAAUUAAGAAUAGGGUAUUUCCUUCAUUCAUUUGGAAUUUCUAUUCAAAAUCACUAUGAAGAAGGGUGUAUUUAGUCUCCUCAUAAAAUGCAUUUGGUAUAGGUGCAAUCCUUGGAUGUUUACAGAAUUGCACUGCUCCAUACAAUAAAGAAACAAGGUAAUUCCCUGGUUGAGUUGAAAAGCAUUACCUGUAAUAGGAUGUAUGCAGAAAGUGUAUCAUGAUUGUAUCUUGCUGGCAACAAUCUGUUAUGGUGUUGAAUAGUAUACCGUACUGGUUCCUUGUUGUUAACACAAUGGUAACACAGUGGUAUGACACAUGUAACACACCAAUCACACUCUGGUGCCCAUUAAAGAAUGUUGUAACAUAAAACCAUUACAAUCACUCUGGUAACACAGUGAUAACACUGGUUCUAUGCCUGGUACCAUACUUGUACUUGGUUGGUAACACAGUGGUAACACUGGUUCUAUACCUGGUACCAUACUUGUACCUGGUUGGUAACACAUUGGUAACACUGGUUCUAUGCCUGGUACCAUACUUGUACCUGGUUGGUAACACAUUGGUAACACUGGUUCUAUGCCUGGUACCAUACUUGUACCUGGUUGGUAACACAGUGGUAACACUGGUUCUGUGCCUGGUACCAUACUUGUACCUGGUUGGUAACACAGUGGUAACACUGGUUCUAUGCCUGGUACCAUAUUUGUACCUGGUUGGCAAAACAGUGAUAACACUGGUUCUAUGCCUGGUACCAUACUUGUACCUGGUUGGCAAAACAGUGAUAACACUGGUUCUAUGCCUGGUACCAUACUUGUACCUGGUAAGUAACGCAGUGGUAACACUGGUUCUAUGCCUGGUACCAUACUUGUACAUGUACCUGGUUGGUAACACAGUAAUAACAUACUGCUAAUGUUAUCAUACUAAUAAUCUGAUAUGGUAAUCUGAUGAUACUAUCGUGAUAUUUGUACCACACUGGUGGACUACAGUUGAAAUUGUAGUCAUUAACCUUUGAAUGAAUGAGCGACUGAAAGUGCCCUUCAUUUUUACCCCAUAAAUUCCUUUAGACCAUCAGUAAAUCUAAAAUUAAAAUUUCUUUUUCAUUUAAUUUGUUCAGUUAUUAAGGAAUGCAAACUAGUUAUAAUUGGACUUUACCUAUGAACUACCUAACAAAACUUUGCAAGGUGAUGACCCUAAUAUCAAUAUAGAAGUUGAGGUUGAAUAAUGAAUACAGAAUACAAGUUUUACAAAGUGCCAAAUCUUGCUUUCUAAUGCGUAAUGUAUUAAAAGUGCAAUACAUUCUUAAUUUAAAUAUAAAUUGAAAAUAAAAUAUUUUCAUGAAAUUUUUCCAUGACAUUCCAAACAAUAUCAUGAAUUAAAUCCCUUGGAAUAUAUUUCAGGCCACAAGAUAAUGUAUUUAGUCAACAAAAUAUAUCAAUGAGGGUUAUGAUAGUUUUCAGGUCCUGGGUAUUUGAAGGCACUGCUGAUCCCCUUUAAGUAUGAAGUUAAUGGGUUUGACAAAACAAUUUCUCACUGUACCCCAACUCUUUAAGUGUCCUAUUAAAGUUCUUUCACUUUGAAUUUUAGCUAAUACCCCAAUAGAAUAAGUCAGUUAACUUGAAUGUAUAUGGUGGAUAAUGAUUGAUAAUGUAGUAAUUUUAGUCUUUUUGAAACCAUGAAUAUCAUUCUACCAUCGUAAUUAUAUAUACCUCUAUUGAAAUAUUUACUUUGUAAAGUAUGCAUUAAACAGGCAGCAUUCUUCAAGUAAGGAUUUGGAAAUUUCUUCAUUGCUGCAGCUCAAAAAUUGGUUUUGAAAUUGAUUUUGUGAUGUUCAUUUUUUUUAAAUAUGCACUUUGUAAAGUUUACUCUAGUAUCCUAUUUGAUAUUCAUAUAUCAUUCAUUAUAUAGCCAUGUCUUAGUUUUUAUUGAAGGGUGUAAUUACAUACCUAGCUUAGCAAAUUAUCUACCAGAAAGAAGAAAGGGGACAUUUUUUGUUGUUGUAUAUGUAGCUAUUUGAAAUCUUAUGGUGAAUAAAUUUUCAGAUGUUAUCCGAAAA
Molecule: messenger RNA, 7446 nt
Organism: Lytechinus variegatus (green sea urchin)
Lineage: Eukaryota; Metazoa; Echinodermata; Echinoidea; Temnopleuroida; Toxopneustidae
Product: syntaxin-like
Exons: 10
Coding region: 226-1092 (288 amino acids)
Biological process (GO): synaptic vesicle fusion to presynaptic active zone membrane; exocytosis; intracellular protein transport
Cellular component (GO): plasma membrane; endomembrane system; synaptic vesicle
Molecular function (GO): SNARE binding; SNAP receptor activity
Source: RefSeq, a predicted model, not a curated record